Messenger RNA from Chionomys nivalis (European snow vole), 2879 nucleotides. It is a transcript of the gene Fads2, whose product is annotated as fatty acid desaturase 2. Gene Ontology annotation, molecular function: oxidoreductase activity, acting on paired donors, with oxidation of a pair of donors resulting in the reduction of molecular oxygen to two molecules of water. Gene Ontology annotation, biological process: lipid metabolic process. The record is from RefSeq and is a predicted model, not a curated record. The transcript has 12 exons. Lineage: Eukaryota; Metazoa; Chordata; Mammalia; Rodentia; Cricetidae. Gene Ontology annotation, cellular component: membrane. The coding region runs from base 308 to 1642 and encodes 444 amino acids.
UGGAGUUUUCACCAGAGGCAAAAGUCCAAAACAGGCGGGCCGAGGGUGAGGCGGAGGAAGGGGACCGCUGGGGGGCACUGAGAAGCUAGGGGUACUCCAGAGGAAAGGCAGGGAUACUGAAUAGCCAGUGAAGGCGAGGAGGAGCAAGGCGAGGGGAGGAGGCGCGGUGGGAGGAGGAGUAGGAGACAAAAGCCGAAAGCGAGGAGGGCGCCGACCGCACGCUGUGGCCGGGAGAGGGACAGUUGGCUCAGCCAGUCGCGGGCGCUCUGCGACUCUAGCGCACGGGGCAUCAAGGCGGACAGUUAGCAUGGGGAAGGGAGGUAAUCAGGGUGAGGGGAGCACGGAGUGCAAGACUCCGAUGCCCACCUUCCGCUGGGAGGAGAUUCAGAAGCACAACCUGCGCACCGAUCAGUGGCUGGUCAUCGACCGCAAGGUCUACAAUGUCUCCAAAUGGUCCCAGCGGCACCCGGGGGGCCACAGAGUCAUCGGACACUAUUCAGGAGAAGAUGCUACGGAUGCCUUUCGUGCCUUCCACCUGGACCUCGACUUCGUGGGCAAGUUCUUGAAGCCCUUGCUGAUUGGUGAGCUGGCCCCAGAGGAGCCCAGCCUGGACCAUGGCAAGAGCUCCCAGAUCACCGAGGACUUCCGGGCCCUGAAGAAGACUGCUGAGGACAUGAACCUGUUCAAAACCAACCACCUGUUCUUCCUUCUCCUCCUGUGCCACAUCAUUGUCAUGGAAAGCAUCGCCUGGCUCAUCCUCUCACACUUUGGCAACGGCUGGAUUCCUACCCUUAUCACCUCCUUUAUUCUCACUACUUCUCAGGCCCAAGCUGGCUGGCUGCAACACGAUUAUGGCCACCUUUCUGUCUAUAAGAAAUCCAUAUGGAACCACAUUGUUCACAAGUUCGUCAUCGGCCACUUAAAGGGUGCCUCCGCCAACUGGUGGAACCAUCGACACUUCCAGCACCAUGCCAAGCCCAACGUCUUCCACAAGGAUCCAGACAUAAAUAGCCGGCACCUGUUUGUCCUUGGCGAGUGGCAGCCCCUUGAGUACGGCAAGAAGAAGCUGAACUACCUGCCCUACAACCACCAGUAUGAAUACUUCUUCCUGAUCGGACCACCGCUGCUUAUCCCUGUGUACUUCCAGUACCAGAUCCUCAAGACCAUGAUCAUCCGCAGGGACUGGGUGGACUUGGCCUGGUCCAUCAGCUACUAUGUGCGUUUCUUCUAUACCUACAUCCCUUUCUACGGCAUCCUGGGAGCCCUGGUUUUCCUCAACUUCAUCAGGUUUCUGGAGAGUCACUGGUUUGUGUGGGUCACUCAGAUGAACCACAUCGUCAUGGAGAUUGAUCUUGAUCACUACCGGGACUGGUUCAGCAGCCAGCUGACAGCCACCUGCAAUGUGGAGCAGUCCUUCUUCAAUGACUGGUUCUGCGGGCAUCUCAACUUUCAGAUUGAGCACCACCUCUUCCCCACCAUGCCACGGCACAACUUGCACAAGGUCGCCCCGCUAGUGAAGUCUCUCUGCACCAAGCACGGCAUCAAGUACCAGGAGAAGUCACUGCUGAGGGCCAUGCUGGACAUUGUGAGGUCCCUGAAGAAGUCUGGGGAGCUGUGGCUGGAUGCCUACCUCCAUAAAUGAAGCUGCAGUCCUCAGGGCACCCCUGGGGGAGGGGCACAGCUGGAGUGAGGGCCAGAGGGAGGGGAGGGCUUUUGUUCUGAAGGGUUUUCAUGAGACUAAAGUGUUCACUGGCUCACGUUCCCCAUACUUGGUCUUGCAUCCUUUCUUGUUCUCCCCACCCCCCUAUCUUAUCCUCACGGGGUUCCCCCUUUGUCAGCCCUAGCCCUGUGCCCUCUGCCUCCCAGGCCCUUCUCCCAAAGAGCGGGAGAGAAGUGGCUGAAGCUAGUGGUUGCAUCUCCGCCUCUAACUUCUGCACCUAGAAGAUCCCUGGUAUACGACUCUGCUCUUGCAGUCUAGCCGUCAGAAAUUAAUCCUCACUCCCUUGUCCCCACAGACCCGCUCUGUGGAGCAGGGUCCAGGAAUUGGCUCUGUACUCCCUGCCAGCCUAUGGUCUGGUUGUUUGGGUGAAGACAUAAUUUGUGUUCUGGGUUUCCUUCCCUUGACUGGAAUUGGUACAUAAGGGCCUCCCUCUGGCUGCCCAGGGCCAGCUUAGACUUUGAGGCCCAAGGAAAAGUUCUCCCAUGCCCACCAUCACAGCUCCAGGCCCUGGGGUUGUGCAGGUUCUCGUUCAUCAUCUACCCAACUCCAGAGACCAAAGGGACUGUCCCUUGUGUGGGCUCAGCAGAGGUGGUGGCCAGGCUGAAGGGGACUGACCAGCCUGGAGCCUAACCUAUCUCCCACUCGGACCAGAUGCUUCUUAAUUCACAGACCCAAGACCCUGGGCUUGGGGUCAGACCUUUUUUCAAAUCCUCCGGCAAGUCCCUAGAGACUGUUGGAUGUGGACCUUGCAGGAGAGCCCUGAGCUGCUCUCCCCAGGACAGGGUGACCAGCACGGCCAGCAUGGCCAGCACUUGACCGCUCACUGCUUCUUUCCUAUUUUUACAAUCUUGUUUGUUUGUUUUAGAUGUUGUUGUGGUAACAUUUCCUACAGAAUGCGUUUUGAUAGGAGGGUAAGAGGGGCUGGGCUUGAGGGUAAUCUAGAUGCCCCUUGCCAGGCUUCCCCAAGGCCCUUCCGGUAGAGCUAGGCUUCGCCAUCAAGGCCAUACUGUAAACUGUGGCUUGAGGCUGCUGCUAUCAGGUUAGGAGAAACAGGGUGGGGUGGCGUCUCUCAGGAGGGCCAUUGGGAAUACCCAGCGAGGAUCAUGCAAGAGGGUAGAGGAAAGGGGGAGGUCAGGAAGGCUGAGGGCAUGAGGGACAU